Messenger RNA from Akanthomyces muscarius, 1866 nucleotides. RefSeq lists its product as uncharacterized. The record is from RefSeq and is a predicted model, not a curated record. The transcript is spliced from 3 exons. Gene Ontology annotation, molecular function: signal recognition particle binding; endoplasmic reticulum signal sequence receptor activity; 7S RNA binding. NCBI's taxonomy places the organism in Eukaryota, Fungi, Ascomycota, Sordariomycetes, Hypocreales, Cordycipitaceae. Gene Ontology annotation, biological process: SRP-dependent cotranslational protein targeting to membrane. Gene Ontology annotation, cellular component: signal recognition particle, endoplasmic reticulum targeting. Bases 1 to 1866 code for a protein of 621 amino acids.
AUGGACAUCACCAGCUUCGUCCUCUUGGGACGUGACAAUGCUCUCGUCUAUGGUGAUUACUCCACCUAUCACAGCCAGCUGUCCAAGCGCAUGCUGAGCUCGCGCAAGAAGCUGGGCAUUGCCACGCGGAACCGUGGCAAGUUCCACAAGACGGAAGCCAUCACUUCUGAAAAUAUUGCAGAAAAUCACGAAUAUGUGCAUUUGCUGCUGCUCACCAGCGAGCGGGCUUGGGCGCAGGCCAUGUCCAUAAAAGCUGCUCAUGCGACAGGACGCAAGGGAAUUGCCGGCCGCACUAAAUCGCACAUAGUCUCUCGGCUGAACCGAGCCGCCAUUACCGCCCACAGCCUCGUCGAAGCUCUCUCGGAGACCACGGUCUCGGGCGCCUCGACUCGCGACAUUCUCGAAGCGAAAGCCUACGAAGCCCUCAUUGUGGGCGCCAUGCAGUUUGAGAAGCACACCUGGCAGCCGUGCCUCCAGAGCUACGCUGUCUCAAGAGUCAUCUACACAGCACUGACUACGGCCGGGAAGGGCGACAUUUACAAGGACCUCCUUGCCGAUACUAUAGAUCCUUCGAUUCGAUAUGCCGCAUACCAGCUGAAGACGCCUCGCACCAUUCCGAUCCCGACUAUUGCACACAAGGCUUUUCCUGAUUCCGACAAAGUACUUGUAGAACAGAUCAACGAGGUCGACCCGGGUGCUUUGUCUGGAGAGUCUGACGCAAAAACAAGUCUGGGAAACCCCGACAAGGCUCCUGAUACCAUUACCUGGCGAUCGCGGGAAGUGCGCAUCGAAGACGCCCAAAUCGCCCUCGCCUGGGCUUCGGUCAACGCUGCAAAGCAAAACCUGGCCGAAAAUCUGGCCAAGGGCAAGAGCCGUUCUCCGCGCGAGGCUGCCGCUGCCUACGACGAUAUCUUGACGGCCACGCAGGAUGCUGUGGAUGCUACCAAGCAGGCCAUUGACGAGCUUCGGAGUGAGGGCGUUGCGCAGAGUGAUACCCGCAUGCAAAGCUUGCAAAUCACUCGCACCGCCGUCAACUUUGAAAUGAUUAGCUGGAGAAUUGGCCGCAACCGUGUCCUGACGGGAGAAUCAGACGGCGCUAUCGAGGAACACGGCCGCUCCAAGGCUAUCAAGAAGGCCGAGACUGAAGGAAACGAUGACGACGAGUCUGGCCCCACCGAGCUCCCUAUUUCGCGAAAGCUUACGAAGCUGAAGGAGAAGGCUGCUUUAUACGACGGGACUCUUCAAAAUCUCGAGUCCAUCAAGGAGCUGCCCGGCGUGGCUGCCGACGAAGCACUCUCGGGAAGGCUGAAUGCCUUUGUCAGCUACUUUAGCGCUCUCAAGGCAUUGUCUAUUGCUCGCUCGCACGCCAUCAUUGGCAACGUCGCAAACGCCCUCGCGCUCAUCCAGCACGCCUCUGAUCGUUGCCAGUUUGCCACCAAGCAGCUUCCCGAGUCUCCCUCUGGCGCUGCUGGCUCGCCCCCCAACAUUGAAGUCUCGAGCGACGCCGUCAGGCAGCUCUCUGACCUCGUCGACGGCGAGCUCCGCCGCCACCAGGCCAUUGUUCACGUUGACAAUCUGCGCAAGGAGGAGCUGGCCAAGAGCACCGUCGCCCCGGCCCCGCUGGUCGAGCGUCUGCACCAGUUCCCCGCUGGCGGCGUCGACCUCAAGAACAUUGUCGAGUUCCCGCCCAAAAAGGCCCUCAUCCCCGUCAAGCCGAUCUUCCUCGACGUCGCCUGGAACUAUAUUAGCUACCUGGGUAAGACCCCUGUUGCUGCUGCCGUCACAGGACAGACGCCAUCUACCGCUGAGACAGCCAGCCAGCCAGCGCAGCCCCAGAAGAGAGGCUGGUUCGGUUUUGGCAGGUGA